Molecule: messenger RNA, 840 nt
Organism: Arabis nemorensis
Lineage: Eukaryota; Viridiplantae; Streptophyta; Magnoliopsida; Brassicales; Brassicaceae
Source: the annotation of a GenBank genome assembly
AUGUUCUCCAGCAGCCAAUUCGAGCCGAAUUCCGCCUUCUCCGGCGGCGGAUUCAUGUCUUCUCAGCCUUCUCAGGCUUACGAAACCUCCUCCUCCUCCACUGCUAAGAAUCGUGAUUUUCAAGGACUCGUCCCAGUGACGGUGAAGCAAAUAACCGAAUCUUCUCAGUCCGGUGGUGAAAAAUCUGGUAUCGUCAUCAACGGAAUUGAACUUACAAACGUCUCACUUGUUGGGCUAGUGUGUGACAAAGACGUCUCAAAAGUCACUGAAGUUAGAUUCACUCUUGACGAUGGAACAGGACGAAUCGACUGUAAAAGAUGGCUGAAUGAAUCUUUUGAUGGUAAAGAAAUGGAGGCUGUGAGUGAUGGAACCUAUGCGCGUCUCAAUGGACAUUUGAAGACUUUUCAGGGGAAAAAGCAGCUUCUUGUUUUCUCUGUCAGGCCUAUUAUGGACUUCAAUGAGGUUACCUUUCACUAUAUUGAGUGUAUACACUUUUAUUCACAGAACUCUGAAUCACAGAUGGGACAACAAGUUGGUGAUGCCACUCAAUCUCAUGUGGUCAAUACAUCGGUUAGCACGAAUCAGACAACCCCAUUGAACCCUGUGGUUUCAUCUCAAAACAAUGAUGGAAACGGUCGAAAGAACUUAGAUGAUAUGAUUCUGGACUAUCUAAAACAACCUGCUUGCACUGCAAGACAACAGGGGAUACACUUGGAUGAAAUUGCUCAGCAAUUAAAGAUCCCAAAGAGCAAGCUAGAAGGUGUUAUUCAGUCACUGGAAGGCGAUGGUCUUAUAUACUCGACAAUCGACGAGUAUCAUUUCAAGCAUGUCGAGCUUUGA